Sphaerulina musiva SO2202 is the source of this 549-nucleotide messenger RNA. Its product is annotated as tRNA specific adenosine deaminase. NCBI's taxonomy places the organism in Eukaryota, Fungi, Ascomycota, Dothideomycetes, Mycosphaerellales, Mycosphaerellaceae. The annotation marks the transcript as partial. Gene Ontology annotation, cellular component: nucleus; cytoplasm. The record is from RefSeq and is a predicted model, not a curated record. The transcript is spliced from 3 exons. Gene Ontology annotation, molecular function: zinc ion binding; tRNA-specific adenosine-34 deaminase activity. Gene Ontology annotation, biological process: tRNA wobble adenosine to inosine editing.
AUGGUGUUCGGUCCCAUCCCGGACCGCGAGUAUCAUGAAGGCUUCAUGCGCGAGGCCAUCGGCAUGGCGGAGUUUGCACUUGCCUCGGACGAAACGCCUGUGGGCUGCGUAUUCGUGCACGAGGGAAAGAUCAUUGGAAGGGGCAUUAACGGUACAAAUGCGAGUUUGAAUGGCACCCGCCAUGCCGAGUUCGUGGCCCUCGCGGAGAUCAUGUCGAAACACCCGCAAUCAAUCCUCCAUCAGACCGACCUCUACGUCACGGUUGAGCCCUGUAUCAUGUGCGGAUCUGCUCUUCGACAGUAUGGUAUUCGGGCUGUCUACUUUGGUUGUCUGAACGACCGUUUUGGAGGCUGUGGAGGAGUGAUGAACGUCCACUCGGACCCGGGGAUCGAUAGUACUUUCCCGUGCUACGGAGGCUUGUUCCGCGAGGAGGCCAUCAUGCUACUGAGGAGAUUCUAUGUGCAAGAGAAUGAAAAAGCACCGGAUCCCAAGCCCAAGAAGAAUCGCGAGCUCAAGACGGAGAUCUUGCCAGUAACUGUCACACCGGUG